Eufriesea mexicana is the source of this 3253-nucleotide messenger RNA. RefSeq names its product nuclear hormone receptor E75. Gene Ontology annotation, molecular function: nuclear receptor activity; RNA polymerase II cis-regulatory region sequence-specific DNA binding; zinc ion binding. The record is from RefSeq and is a predicted model, not a curated record. The transcript is spliced from 3 exons. NCBI's taxonomy places the organism in Eukaryota, Metazoa, Arthropoda, Insecta, Hymenoptera, Apidae. Gene Ontology annotation, biological process: cell differentiation; hormone-mediated signaling pathway; positive regulation of transcription by RNA polymerase II. The coding region runs from base 583 to 2907 and encodes 774 amino acids.
UGAACGCAACCCGCGGAACAUCACUCAGUCGGCUGUGAUGCUGUCUCGCGUUUGCACGCGUCCUACUGUCGUGCUCCUUUCUCGUUCGACUCUCUCUCUGGCCGCCCGUGUGCGUAGCAGACAGCCGUGUGUCUGGCGGCGCGCCGUGCACACCGCGUCACACGAUACGCCGAGAUCCACGUCGGAGUGACUCGCGGCAGCCACGACAGUCAGCCGAUAGACAGCGAUCCUCGCGUUCCGCGAAAAAUACGCCAACGGGAAAGCCGAGCCGUGUGACAAACCGUGGAAACAGAGGAAGCAGUUUCGCGUGGAAAUAACGAGAAUCGUACAAGAUUACGUGUUAACGCGUCCGGAUCGAAAGAGAAUCGAAAGAGAAUCGAAAGAGAAUCGUCGGAAGAUACAAGUGGCGCGCGCGUACGUAUGCUGUGCCGUACGAAUUCGCCGCGUCGAACGUCGACCUGCAGUGAUCGUGCCGAUGGGAGAUUAGUUUUGGUGCGCGGUGCAGUUCGCUCCGAAGCUACACGCCGCAAACACGAGUAAACGGGGAUCGAGCGUUCUUCUCGAUCGUUUUUCUCGACCGUCAUGGGAGACGAGUUACCCAUACUGAAAGGAAUCCUCAACGGAGUUGUCAACUAUCACAAUGCACCGGUGCGAUUCGGCCGUGUGCCCAAGCGCGAGAAGGCCAGGAUUCUGGCUGCUAUGCAGCAAAGCUCCCACAGCCGUUCUCAAGAGAAGGCAGUAGCGGCCGAGCUGGAGGACGAGCAACGGCUCCUGGCCACCGUAGUGCAAGCCCACCUCGACACAUGCGACUUCACCAGGGACAAGGUGGCCCCGAUCCUGGUCAGAGCUCGAGAGACGCCCAACUAUACCGCGUGUCCACCAACCUUGGCAUGUCCCCUGAACCCUAACCCUCAGCCGUUGACUGGCCAGCAAGAGUUGCUGCAAGACUUCUCCAAGAGGUUCUCCCCGGCGAUCCGCGGUGUGGUGGAAUUCGCGAAACGCAUUCCUGGCUUUAGCCUGCUGGCUCAGGACGACCAGGUCACGCUGCUCAAGGCCGGCGUGUUCGAGGUGUUGCUGGUGCGACUGGCCUGCAUGUUCGACGCACAGACGAACAGCAUGAUCUGCCUGAACGGGCAGGUGUUGAAACGAGAGUCGAUCCACAACAGCAGUAACGCGCGAUUCCUCAUGGACUCCAUGUUCGACUUUGCCGAGAGAGUGAACUCGUUGCGGCUCUCAGACGCGGAGUUGGGACUGUUCUGCUCCGUCGUGGUGAUCGCAGCCGACAGACCGGGAUUGCGCAACACCGAGCUGGUCGAGCGUAUGCACAACAAGCUGCGAAACGCUCUGCAGACGGUGCUGGCACAGAAUCAUCCCCAGCACCCUGACAUUUUACGGGAACUGCUGAAAAAGAUCCCGGACCUGAGGACUCUCAACACCCUCCACUCGGAGAAACUGUUGGCCUUCAAGAUGACGGAGCAGCAGCAACAGAUGCAGGCUCAGCAGCAGCACCAGCAACAUCAGCAGCAGACGCAGCACGUGAUCAAUGCCCAACAGCCGCAGCAACAGCCCUGGCCGAUGGAAGAGGAACCGCCAGCGUCCUGGGGCUCAGCUUCCGACGUGACGUUGGACGAAGCCGUGAAAAGUCCACUGGGCAGCGUGUCUAGCACCGAGAGCACCUGCAGCGGCGAAGUCGCUUCUCUCACCGAGUAUCACCACGUGGCGCCGCCAAGCGGACACCACGCGUCCAGCGCGCCAUUGCUGGCCGCCACACUGGCCGGUGGCCUCUGUCCGCAUCGACGACGAGCCAACUCCGGCAGCACCAGCUCCGGGGACGACGAGUUGCAUCGCGCGUCCCUUUCCAAGACGCCUCAGCCGCCGCAGUGUCCGCGAUUCCGCAAACUCGACUCGCCCAGUGACAGCGGUAUCGAAUCCGGGACCGAGAAGCCCGACAAACCGGCCAGCAGCAGUGCCAGCAGCGCACCGACCUCCGUUUGCUCCAGUCCACGCUCCGAGGACAAAGAGGUGGAGGACAUGCCGGUGCUGAAGCGCGUGCUUCAAGCGCCACCUCUGUACGAUACUAAUUCUCUGAUGGACGAGGCCUACAAGCCUCACAAGAAGUUCCGCGCCCUGCGCCAGAAGGACAGCGCGGAGGCCGAGCCGGCGGUGAUAGUGCAGCACACGCAGUCCCAGCUUCAUCUCCACCUAACCUCGCCACCGGCCCGAAGUCCGUCGAAUCAGGUGCAAGCUCAGUGCCCGCAAACCGCGAGUCUGCUCAGCAGCACGCACUCCACGCUCGCCAGGAGCCUGAUGGAGGGCCCACGGAUGACGGCGGAGCAGUUGAAACGCACGGACAUCAUUCACAAUUACAUAAUGCGCGGAGAGGCUAGCCCUAGGUCGCCUACGGCGUCGCCAUCUCCCGCGGAACAGUGCGCGUCUACGACCACCAUUACUGCGCGUUCGCCACAAGGAUCUCAAGGACUGCUGCAGUGCGCUACCAGCAGCUACUCCACCAGGUGGCCCGCCACGUCGGUCAUUACGACGACGACGGGUGCCCGACAGCAGCAGCAGCAGCAGCAACAGCAGCAGCAACAGCAACAGCAACAGCAGCAGCAACAGCAACAACAACACCAGCAACAGUCUUCCUCGGACUACCUCAUGGUCGGGAAUUCGCCGGCCUCGUCGCCCAGGUACCUAUCCGCGGCAGCGACGAGUAGUACGAGCACGAGUCCACGGCCUGCCUCGAGUACGGCAGCGACGCUCGUGCUGUCCGGCUGUCCCAGCAACAUGAUGGAGCUACAGGUGGACAUCGCGGAUAGCCAACAGCCGUUGAACCUGUCGAAGAAGUCGCCGUCCCCGUCGCCCAGGCCGCUAGUGGGCCCGUGCAAGGCAUUGUCCCUCGAGGCGUAGUGGUCUGGACGCGAGGUCGCGUGAGCGUGUCGUUGUUCGUGACGGAUGACGGGUCGUUGUUUCCCCCACUCUACUACCCCAGCCUCGGACAGUGGAGCGCCGACGACAGCGCUCCCGGAGCAGCAGCGGCAGCGGCGGCAAAUGCAGCAGCCCACCUAACGGAGCGGCGCGCGAUCCGCGCACGGGUGUUUCUCUCGUCGCGGCGUGUUUGCAUCGGUACGCGCGACGGUGUUGGUGUAUAGUUGGUGUCGCGCGCCACGUCGCUCCCACUCCCGGAACGGAAAAAAGAAUAAAAACCAUACACACACACACACACGCAUACACACACGCGGAAAGAGACAGACAG